Molecule: messenger RNA, 2046 nt
Organism: Diaporthe citri
Lineage: Eukaryota; Fungi; Ascomycota; Sordariomycetes; Diaporthales; Diaporthaceae
Exons: 3
Coding region: 1-2046 (681 amino acids)
Biological process (GO): Mo-molybdopterin cofactor biosynthetic process
Molecular function (GO): molybdenum ion binding; molybdenum cofactor sulfurtransferase activity; pyridoxal phosphate binding
Source: RefSeq, a predicted model, not a curated record
AUGGAUGCGUCCCGGGGACCAGGACUAGCAUCAGGAUACAAUUCCGCGGUUGAGAGGCUGAGGGAGACGGAGUAUCCCAUGCUCAAUGGUUCGAUCUAUCUUGACCAUGCCGGCACGACCUUGUAUCCAAAGUCCCUGGUGGAUGAAUUCGCCGCUGAGAUGACAAGCAGUCUGCUCGGGAAUCCGCACUCGGCAUCACCUUCCUCUCAGCUUUCCACAAUCCGCAUCGAGGAUACUCGGCUGCGGGCCCUACAAUUUUUCAAUGCUGACCCGGCUGAUUUCGAUCUCAUUUUCGUUGCGAAUGCCACGGCGGGCAUCAAGCUGGUCGGGGAGGCCUUGAGAGCUGCCCCCGGAGGCUUCGACUAUGCAUACCACCAGUCAGCUCACACAAGCCUGGUUGGUGUACGGGAGGAGGCUCGAACCAGUAUUUGCCUGGACGACGCCGCGGUUGAGGAAUGGAUAAACGGCAAAAUGCCCCUUCAGCACGAGGCGGAGAGCGUGGCUACUACCCUUUUUGCGUAUGCUGCGCAGUCGAACAUGGAUGGUCGGAGAUAUCCAUUAGAUUGGUCGCAACGCCUCAGAAAUCUCGACCGGCCUUCCGGUACCUCUUGUUUAACCAUCCUGGAUGCUGCUGCUCUUGCACCAACCGCACCCCUGGAUCUCCGCAACUCAGACGUGGCUGCAGACUUCACAGUGCUUAGCUUCUCAAAAAUAUUUGGGUUCCCGGACCUGGGAGCCUUGAUUGUGAGGCGCCAGGCGUUUUACAACUUUGAUUUCAAAAGGUACUUCGGCGGAGGCACCGUUGACACGGUCGUCACCAACAAGGAGCAAUGGCAUGCUCCCAAGACCCACCGACUUCACGAACGUCUCGAAGACGGCACCCUGCCUAUUCACAGUAUCAUUGCACUGGAUAUAGCGAUGCGCAUUCGCGGAAAAUUGUUUGGUCCGAUGAGCGCCGUGGCAUCCCACGUCUCAUUUUUGACACGGCGUCUGCGCGAAGGCCUCCAACAACUGCGACACCACAACGGUAUGCAGGUGUGUCAGAUUUAUUCACCGGAUCAUGUUUCAAUUACGGAUCCCGCUGCAGGCCCUAUUAUAGCAUUCAAUAUACGCAACCAGGCCGGAGCUUGGAUCAGCCUCGCCGAGGUCGAGAAACUGGCGAGCCUGAAGAAUUUUCACAUUCGAACCGGAGGAGUGUGCAACCCUGGCGGGGUUGCCUAUGCUCUGGAACUCGAGCCUUGGGAGAUCAAAAGGAAUUUCUCUGCUGGAUUCCGCUGCGGGUCUGAGAAUGACAUUAUCGCAGGCAAACCAAGCGGCGUCAUCCGGGUCAGUCUUGGUGCAAUGAGUAGCAUUGCUGAUGUCGAUGCGUUCGUGGCAUUCAUCACAGACUUCUACUGCGAGCAGACUUUGCCUGAUGAGGCACCUCAAGGUAUAUCUUCAAGGCCGGAAUUGCAACCCGAAUUAUUCGUUGCUGGAAUAACCGUCUACCCCAUCAAGAGCUGUGGCGGGUUCACCGUUCCGCAGGACACAGUUUGGGAAGUCCGACCCGAAGGCCUGGCCUGGGAUCACUCCGACGUUGAGCAAAACAAUCGCCGGAAGAUUUUACUGUCAAAUGAGUCGCCAAUCCUAGCCAUCAACACGGCCAGCUUGCGAGCUCUCAACAAAGAAAUCGUCAAGAAUGGAGGCACGGAAAUUCCCUCCGCGGUGUUCAGAGCGAAUAUCGUACUUGAUUCACCUGGCAGCACAGACAAUAACCUUAACCUUGCUUAUGCGGAAGACAACUGGUGCAAGAUCCGAAUCGGACAGCAAGACUUCAAGAUGCUUGGCUCAUGCCGCCGCUGCCACAUGGUUUGCAUCAACCAGGAUAGUGCGGAAAAGAGCCAGGAGCCCUUCGUCACGCUGUCGAAGACGAGGAGGUUUGAUGGCAAGGUUUUCUUCGGGACGCAUAUGUGCCACGUGCCGCAGCAAGGUCAGACGUUGGCGAACUCGACGAGGGAGUCGCAAUAUCCGACUCUGCGGGUGGGCGAUCGUGUGGUUGUGGACUGA